Anthonomus grandis grandis is the source of this 2766-nucleotide messenger RNA. RefSeq lists its product as uncharacterized. The coding region runs from base 451 to 2757 and encodes 768 amino acids. The transcript is spliced from 11 exons. Gene Ontology annotation, molecular function: guanyl-nucleotide exchange factor activity. Gene Ontology annotation, biological process: positive regulation of GTPase activity; Ras protein signal transduction. The record is from RefSeq and is a predicted model, not a curated record. Lineage: Eukaryota; Metazoa; Arthropoda; Insecta; Coleoptera; Curculionidae. Gene Ontology annotation, cellular component: plasma membrane.
UAUGAAAUGAAAAAAAAAUUAACUAUUCCAUCUGGUCUUGAGCCUUUGUCAGUAUCAAGAGAAGAUAAGUUACCGAAUAUCUCUGAAAUCACAAUAUGGUGACUGUUGGAAAUAGAUAUCUCAUGAGUAGGAAUAUCAAGAUUAGAAUGUGCAUACACAGUUAAAGAGUAAUCAGCAAACAUGGAAAGGUUGAGAAAUUGUCGAAUUUUUAAUUUAUAAACUAAAGUUUCUGUAUUACUUGAUCAUUGUAAGAUUUUCUGGAAAUGUAUUUGGACAACCCUAAUUGUGAAUUUUUAUGGUAAAAUAGGGAUUAAAAUUUGCUAUUUGUAAAAAACUGGUACAAGGAUCAAAUGAUGCAGAGUCAACGGCAGAUAGGUAUAGAAUGAAGAUAUGUGACUUUAGGAUAUGAAACCAACAUUUUGACUCAGCAAGUCCAAAUUAUAGUUAAAGAUGUUCUGGAACUUGUGGUGUGAAAAAGUCAAAUUCUUAUGUCCGAGCAACUCGAACUCUUCAAGAUCCGAGACGUCGGUGGCCACCUCGACCACCGGAAGUAGCCUCUAUCUAUUAGACAAAAAACUGGUGACCAUAAAUGGCAUUAGGCAGCUGUGGUGCAAGUUCGGUCCGAACAUUAGUAUCGAUACAAAGUUCAUUAGUAACGUUGUGGCUAAUAACAGUCAGGGUCUAGGAAGAAAAUGGACUGAUCGAUACCUGUAUUUGGGCAAGGAUCUUCAUGAGAGUUCGCUAGACUAUCGGCCCAUUGUAAGAAUGCCGUAUCUGGAUGAGUUCGUCAAACCUAGGAAGAAGAAGAAAACGAAAAAAGCGGAAUAUCCGGCCCUGGCAUACGAACGAGGAUUAUCCUUUGGCGAUACAGUACAGGUGAACAGGUUCGGAUCGGGAAUCUCAGAAAACUGCGGUACAGGACUGUACUUACCGUUUGACGAUUACAUCGUACCGAAACGGUACAGUGCGACAAUGGUCCAAACGGAUUCCUCUGAGGUGCUGAGCCUCGACUGGGAUACGGAGCCGAUUAAUUACGAAGAACUUGCCGAAACCGCCGUUCUUAUGUGGGAAUAUUACGGUUUCAGUUGUAUGCAAAAUGGUCGCAGAACUCGUCAUAGAAGGAGAUAUGGUUUUGCACCUAAACCUUUAUUUCUGUACGGUUUGGGCCCGUGGCAUGCCACCAAAGGUGAUAAUUUUUCUCUGCAAAUUAAACGGGCCGUGUCGGACGUUAAUGUCAGACACUUGAAUUGCGAGAAAAAAUUACCGUACUUGCCUCUAUCCAAGAGACAACUGUUCGCUACAGUUUCGUGUCCAUCGUUAGAGGACGAAAAUUUGUUUAGGGCCAACAAUAUCAUGUCAAUAUUUUUUUUUAGAAAUGCCCCUAAAAAGCCUGUCAUAUUCUUUUGGACGCCAGGGUACUGGUACAGGCCGAUAUCGGCCAAGGAUGCAUACAACGAAUUGCAAAAACAUCUAAAAAAGAUUCGGAACUACCAUGAGAGUGUCAAUAAAAAUAGAAUUCUGUGUUUAGGACGACGAUGUAACGGUAGACGAUUCCUAAGGAAGUUUAACGGGAACAAAUUGAAAGAAACCGACGAGGACGACGACUGUUGCCACCCGAAAAAGCGAAAGAACUGCUUCAUAACCAACAUAUUGGGCAACAAAUUCGACGACUCUCUGGAUUGGGAUGAAACGAAACAACCGCACGAAACGGCCCUUCAGCACCUCAAAAGAAUAUUACGAGUAGACGAAUGUUGGGUGUCUGCGUGGGACUUUGAUUCGACCACAUUGGCGCAGCAGCUCACCUUAAUAGAUCGGGAUUUAUUCUUAAAAGUUUCCCCCGCAGAAUUCAGCGUCCUGAUGUGGCAGCAGAGUUCGAAAAAUGCCCCCAACGUGGCAGCCAUGAUCGCCUUUUCUUAUAGGAUAAGUUGCCUGAUAGCCAGCGAGAUAUUGAAAGACGAAUCUGAACGGAUAAGGGCACGGCUGAUGGCCAGGUUUAUUAAUGUGGCGAAUAAGUGCCAUAGGAUGUCGAACUUUCAAUCCUGUCGGACGGUGUUGUGCGGCCUGCAAAAUCCGGCCGUGUUUAGACUGAGGAAGACGUGGGCUUACGUGAGGAAAAAGCACGCCUCCAAAUACCAGGCCUUUGAAUUUCUCUGCCGUCUUUACCGAGACCCUAGGAUGCCGUCGUUCCAGAGGUCAUUUUUUCUACUGUCGCAGCGGCCACCGUUCCUACCCUACAUCGGACACCUCAUCGCGAAAUUACUCGAUAAAGUUCCGGAGUAUAAAAUCAGAACCUUCGGUCCCUCUAGGCAGCUAAGCUUUUGUACGACCAAAUCGUUUAGGUCUUGCAGCACAUUAAAAAGCCGAAAAGUAGAGCCGCAGCUCAAUUUAUUUUCGAAGAUAUUCAGCGCUUUUGUCAACCCUACGGCCCAUGCCGGGGAUGGCGAUAGGGCAAAGGCAAAACCUCAGAAAACCAAGAAGAAAACGAGUAAAACCCCAAAAUUUCGGGGGUUAUACGAGUACUUUAAACCUCUAAGUCGAAUCGAAGAUAACCGAAAGGCGGCUCUGCAAGAGGUGACGGAAAUGUUGGAAAAAUGUCAAUUAGGGGCGCUGAAUUAUACUUUUACCGGUAACGACGUAGCUAGGAACUAUUUGCUUAAAGCCAGACACCGAGAGGAAGAAGAGAACUUUUUUAUAUCGCUCGGUUUGGAAUCGUCCCGAUUUAGUAAUAAUAAUGCAAGUGCUAAUAAAAAUGACUAAGUAUAAAAA